Seminavis robusta is the source of this 963-nucleotide messenger RNA. The record is from the annotation of a GenBank genome assembly. Lineage: Eukaryota; Bacillariophyta; Bacillariophyceae; Naviculales; Naviculaceae.
AUGCCUGACGGAUACUUGUUCUAUGAUGGUAGGGGGAUGUCAGCCAGCGGAGAGCGCUAUAAAUUCUGCAGAAGAGCAUCCGGUGGCCAGAGAGCAGGCAACCACUAUUAUGCAGUGGACUCCCUGUACUAUGAAGUCGUGGACAUCGAUCACUCCUCACAAGAUCCCCCUCCAAUGGAGUUUCAGAAACACCUCUGGGCGGCAGGAUUCAAAUACGAAGACCCACCACAAGAUCUAACCCAGAAACCACCACCAUCUGAACAUGAGUCAAAAGCAAAAGGAACAAGUCAAUCCCUGGAUCAAAGGGAUGAAAUGAGCACAAGCAGUGGAAGCAGCAGUGACAGUGACGGAGACGACCACAUACCAGAGCCAGAGGGAUCAAAACAUGGCAAACUCAAAGCCUAUGUCCAGAAAGUCGAAAAGGACAGAAAGGAAACCCUGAAAAGGGAAAACUUGGAAAAAAAACGUGCUGGUAAGACUUCCGCUUCAAAGAAGCCUACCGAAAAGAAAGACCCAAAGCCACCAAAAAAGUCUAAGUCUGUAACGAACAAAUCCAAGUCCCCUCCAAAGAAGUCAAAGUCUCCUCCCAAGAAAGCUUCAGUCAAGACUAAGCGAAAGCUUCCCAAGAAGCCAGAGUCUCCCAAGGAACUCCCUGCCAAAGUCAAGAGAAAGAAAAAGGUCAAGGUCAAAACAAUGACAGAGGUGGAGGCAGCACCUCCAAAGAAACGGCGCACUGGGAACAGCAAUUCGUCGAGGAGAAGCCCGGCAAAUCUGGGAUGGUCGUACCAUGAUAGUACCCUGCCUGGGGAAGAUUUCUAUUGUCGAAACUGUACAGGCAGGAUAGCUGUGAUGGAUCCUUUCCUCACCCACAGAGUACGUCGAAAUGAAGAUGGUGAUGACGACGAUGAUGGUGAACUGAAAGAGUUUCAAUACCAUACGGGUUUCUAUUGCCUUGGAGGAUAG